GAAUUAAGCAACCUUUCCGUCAAUCCCACAAAAUAGCCUUGCAAUCACGGCUACCAACACCCGUUGAAAGCACUUUUUGGUCUAAACAUGCUGCCUCCUUGUUUCACUAAAUUAGACCAAUUCAGUCAAAAGAGCUUGUUUUCACCACUUUUGCUCUUCGCUGCGCUGCAGCUCCGCAUCCACAUUCAACUCAUCCUUCAUUGAGAAAUGGGACUUGUAUGUCGGUUCAGAAACCUAUGGGUAUGCUCUUGAUUCAUACGAGCGGCAUUCAGCUUGUCGUCUCCGCCUGAGAAAAUGAGCGCACCGCCGCCGUUGUCCGCCGAUGGAUCGGUGCCGUUGACGCCGGAAGGGGAUGCGCCCCAGGCUCAGACGGAUUUUGUCUACAGCGACAGCCAAGCCAACGCAACGAUCGCAUUCGGCGCCAUCAUUACGAUUAUCACAACUGCCUCUGUGAUCGCUCGACUCUACACGCGUUAUUUCAUUACAAAGCAAGUCCGCAUAGAUGAUGCAUGGGCUCUACUCGCUCUGUUCAGCACUAUUGCUGUCAACAUCAUGCAAAGUGUUUUCACCAAGGUUUAUCUACCUACCAUGCUGGCCAUGGUCACAGCCAAUAAUGAAGGAUCAAAAAUCCCUUAUGCCGUCGGGAUUACAUACAACAUCGCCAUGGCCGCCUUGAAGAUGACUUUCCUAUUUCAGUUCUAUCACAUCUUCCGAAACGUGCGCAUCAUGAGAAGAGUAUACGUUGGCGCCAUCAUCUUUGUCGCAGCUUGGACUUUGGCGCAGAUCUUGCUCCAGAUCCUGAUCUGCUUGCCGAUAGAAGCCAACUGGGAUCACAGUGUACGGACCGCCAAGUGUCUCCCGAGCGUGCUGUCGACGUACUUCAAUGCGACAGGAACAUUGGUGACCGAUGUGAUCGUUCUCUUCCUGCCCCUUCCUACUCUUUGGAGUUUGAAGCUGAACAGCAGUCAACGUUGGGCGGCGUUGGGUGUAUUCGGCAUUGGCGCAUUAGUUCCCAUCAUGUCGGCUGGUCGUAUUUGGAGUUUGACACACGCACCGCCAAAAGGGUACAUGAGUACAGCGUGCUGGACGAUCGCGGAGUUGGGCGUUGGCGUCACCACGGCAUCUCUAGCAACCAUUCGUCAGCUCCUGGAUCGAAAAGUAAACGAACUAUUCCAAAGACACCAAGAGAUGGCUCGGCGACAGUCCGCCAUGGUGACCGUCGGAUCGCAGACGAAUACUACACAACAGUUCAACACUCGAUCUAACGGCAGCGAAGUGGAUUUGAUACACGGCAGAUGGCCUCACACAGGAACAAACAGCGCUCUUGGCAAUCAUGGAUCCCCGAGAUCUACAAGCUCUUUGAGCAAGGUCUUUGAGGUGUUCACUAAGGAGAAGUUCCUCCGAAGCUCAACGGGCGGUAGCCAAGGUGACCAGUCGGGAUUGAAUCUGCAAAAUGGUGCGACAAGUACCAUGGUCACGACGUCCCGCAAUCACAGUAUCUCUAUGUCCGAGGGAGCCGCUAAUUUCUUGGGCGAGUUUGGCAUUCUAGUAGAGAGAACUUGGGAGGUCGAGGAGAUCCGCAUGGAAUAGCGGGAUGGCCGAUGUGACCGCAAGUCCGACCAGAUUAAUGAAGUAAUACGAUAUAAAUGUGUAAUUGUCUAAAAAGCAUCCC
This is a messenger RNA of Colletotrichum acutatum, 1672 nucleotides long. RefSeq lists its product as uncharacterized. The coding region runs from base 295 to 1590 and encodes 431 amino acids. The record is from RefSeq and is a predicted model, not a curated record. NCBI's taxonomy places the organism in Eukaryota, Fungi, Ascomycota, Sordariomycetes, Glomerellales, Glomerellaceae. The transcript has 5 exons.